Messenger RNA from Clunio marinus, 180 nucleotides. Lineage: Eukaryota; Metazoa; Arthropoda; Insecta; Diptera; Chironomidae. The record is from the annotation of a GenBank genome assembly.
AUGUGCAUACAUCGACCUGAAGGCUUGUUAUUUAAGUUGACCUCGAAAAUAAUCCAAAAAAUAUCCCCGAGCUCAAGUCUUCUUCACUUCGUCUCUUCACAAACAAAACACAAAGGAAAAAUCGACAAAGCUAUCAAAACACAAAGUCAGGAAAAGAACAAAAAUACACAAACACAAUAA